Rattus rattus (black rat) is the source of this 1396-nucleotide messenger RNA. It is a transcript of the gene Ociad1, whose product is annotated as OCIA domain containing 1. Bases 205 to 948 code for a protein of 247 amino acids. NCBI's taxonomy places the organism in Eukaryota, Metazoa, Chordata, Mammalia, Rodentia, Muridae. The transcript has 9 exons. The record is from RefSeq and is a predicted model, not a curated record. Gene Ontology annotation, cellular component: endosome.
CAUCAUUUCCUGUCGAUGGUACUGCUUCCGGGUCUCGGUCAGCUGGCGCUUGUGUCUAGGUGACAUCUUGGCGAGCCCUUUGAAGCUGCCCUCUUUUCCCUCCCCGUUUCCCGCGUUGUCCUCCGUGCCUGUGUCUUUGGGGUCCUCUCCUGGUCUGUAUCCCGGGUCUUGCUCCCCGCGUUGCCGCCUCCUUCGUGAGGAACUAUGAAUGGGAGGGCAGAUUUUCGGGAGCCGAAUGCACAAGUGUCAAGACCAAUUCCCGACAUAGGGGGCGGCUACAUUCCAACAGAAGAGGAGUGGAGGCUCUUUGCAGAGUGUCAUGAAGAGUGCUUCUGGUUCAGAUCUGUGCCAUUGGCUGCUACAAGUAUGUUGAUUACUCAAGGAUUAAUCAGUAAAGGAAUACUGUCGAGUCAUCCAAAAUAUGGUUCCAUUCCUAAACUUAUAUUUGCUUGUAUCGUGGGAUACUUUGCUGGAAAGCUUUCUUACGUGAAAACUUGCCAAGAAAAGUUCAAGAAGCUUGAAAAUUCUCCCCUUGGAGAAGCACUGCGGUCAGGCGAGUUGCGGCGCUCUUUGCCACCUGGGCACUAUACUCAGAAGCCUAAAUAUGACUCAAAUGUGAGUGGUCAGUCCUCCAUUGGGACAUCUCCAGCAGCAGACAACAUAGAAAAGGAGACGCUUCCUCGUUACGAGCCAAUUCCAUUUAGUGCUUCUAUGAAUGAGUCCACUCCCACUGGUAUUACUGACCAUAUUGCCCAAGGACCUGAUCCCAACCUUGAAGACAGUCCCAAAAGGAAAAGUGUUACAUAUGAGGAGUUAAGGAGUAAGAACAGAGAGUCAUAUGGAGUAACCCUGUCACACAAGACUGACCCCUCAGUCAGGCCUAUGCAGGAAAGAGGGCCCAAAAAAGAAGUCAAAGUAAACAAAUAUGGAGAUACUUGGGACGAGUGAAAGACUCCACCAUUGGACCUACUGAAGGCCUUCCAUAUCCAGCUUCAUCAGGUGGUCGUGUGUCCUACAUGCUUGGACUCAGCAGCAGAUUUCAUAAAUACAUUUAAAACGAAAUCCUGGUUUGUGUGAUUUAACAAUGCUUUACGGACUCAGAUUUUAAUGUUUACUAUGGUGUAGAUGUACCGACCUGGUCGCUGAGAAUGGUGAUACUCUGCCAUAGUUGCGUGCACUCGGUGAAAUUGUUUCUGCUACAGGAGACAGACUCAUGAAACUCGACUGUGACUCUUGAUCAGCCCAUGUGACGAUAGCUGCAUGCUGAAGGGGGGUGGGGGGAGCGAGCACACGCCCAGGGUUCCGCUUCGCAUCAGUUAUUAAAAGGCCUUUCUCCAGCAUUUACUCGAGCAUCUUAGUGUCUGUGGUGAAUAAAGUGUACACCCAGUGACUGUCA